This is a messenger RNA of Closterium sp. Naga37s-1, 732 nucleotides long. The record is from the annotation of a GenBank genome assembly. NCBI's taxonomy places the organism in Eukaryota, Viridiplantae, Streptophyta, Zygnematophyceae, Desmidiales, Closteriaceae.
GCGGAGCAGAAGCGGCAGGAGCAUCUGACGAAGCAGCAACAGGUGAAGGAGAAAAACCGGCUGAAGAUGCAGAGGCUGAAGGAUAAGCAGCAGGGACACGAGGAUCCGGAGCCGGAGAAGCAGGAGAACAAGAAUGAGAAUGCAGCGCAGGAGAGUUCGAAGAAGGAAAGUCCGGAGCCGAACGGGCAAUCCGAGGCGGAUACGAGUAAUUUUGACGCGGAGGGGCAGUAUCAGCAGUGGGGGGAUCGCGAUGCGUGGUAUUACAGCUUGUGGUUGGAUCAGCAGGAACAGGAGAGGCAGGAACAGGCGAGGCAGGAACAGGAGAGGCAGGAACAGGAAAGGCAGGAUGGGCUGGCGGAUCAGGCGAAUGCGGCGAAUCAGGAACCCACGAAUGCGGAGCAGGGGAAUGGGGAAGCGGGAAAUGCGGGAGAAGAGGAUUGGGAGUAUAAUGUUUGGCUGGAUCAGCAGAAUCAGCUGCGGUUGGAGGCGGACUAUGAGGAGCGGCUGAGGAACCAAGUGGAGUAUGAUCAGAUGAUUUGGAAUCAGGAUCAGGCGGCGAUUCAGCAGGGUAUUUUAGACGAUUUGGCGUUUGACCAGGCACGGGAAAAGGAGGCGCAGGAAAAGGAGGCGCAGGAAAAGGAGGCGCAGGAAAAGGAGGCGCAGGAAAAGGAGGCGCAGGAAAAAGUGGCGCAGGAAAACACCGCGCAGACGGAUCAGCAGCAGAACCCUUGA